AUGCGUGAGUAUAAGAUUGUCGUUCUGGGAAGUGGAGGUGUUGGAAAAUCAGCUUUGACUGUUCAAUUUGUCCAAGGAAUUUUCGUAGAAAAAUAUGAUCCCACUAUCGAAGAUAGUUAUCGCAAACAAGUUGAAGUUGAUGGACAACAAUGUAUGCUGGAAAUUUUGGACACCGCAGGAACGGAACAAUUUACAGCCAUGAGAGAUCUUUACAUGAAAAAUGGACAAGGAUUUGUACUUGUUUACUCCAUCACAGCGCAAUCUACUUUCAACGAUCUCAUGGACCUGAGAGAUCAAAUAUUGCGUGUCAAGGAUACGGAUGAGGUCCCUCUCAUUCUCGUUGGUAACAAAUGUGACUUGGAAGACGAGAGAGUGGUUGGGAAAGACCAGGGACAGAAUUUAGCUCGUCAGUUCGGGUCUGCAUUCCUGGAGACAUCUGCUAAAGCCAAAAUUAAUGUAAACGAGGUUUUCUAUGAUCUUGUUAGGCAAAUUAACCGCCGAUAUCCCGAAUCCGGCAAAAGACAGGGCCACAGUUCCAAGAAAUGUUGUGGUUGUUCCAUCAUGUAA
Auanema sp. JU1783 is the source of this 567-nucleotide messenger RNA. NCBI's taxonomy places the organism in Eukaryota, Metazoa, Nematoda, Chromadorea, Rhabditida, Rhabditidae. The record is from the annotation of a GenBank genome assembly.